AUGAAUACUGGUUGGGAAGAUGUAAUUCAUCGAUUAGUUUCUUUCAAAUGUCCCAUCGAUGCAAAGUAUACAAAGUAUAAAAGCAAUACUGCCAUUCAUUAUGCCUUUUACAACAAGCUUUCCAAUAGUACAAUUGAUCUGCUGCUAUGGUUUUAUAUUAAUAAUAAUGAUCCCAUCGAGAAUGUCACUAACGACGAUGGAUUGAGUUUCUUGCACAUCGCUUGCUCGAGAGAGAAUCUCACUGUCAUUGAAAAACUUAUUAACGCUAAUCCAGCUGCUGUCAAUGUUUCGGAAAAGCAAUCAUUUUCAACUCCGUUGCAUUUUGCGGUGCAGUACCAUAGGCACGAAGUAGCCAUGUGUCUUCUGCAAAAUAAAGCUGACAUUUAUAAACAAAAUCACGAUAAAUCGACACCCCUGCAUUUAGCACUCAAACUUAACGAUGUUGCUGCAUCAACUGGACAUACACCUUAUACCCUUGCACAGAAAAAGGGACAUCAUUCGAUUUACUAUAUUUUAAAGGAGUAUUGCAGAGUAUCGAAAGACUGCUGUAAAACGACUUCUGUUGUUUUUAAUGCUGCACAAUUUAUUUUGUUGCCUCAUAAAAAUACGAAUGUAGCACCGGUAGAACCACCAACGCCAAAAGUGAAGCGACCUCGGAUGCUGCAUAGAACUCUCUCCGACUUGCCGUGUCCUCAAGAAGGAUCCCAACAAUUGCCAUCAAUUACUAUACCUAUUAAUGCUAUUAACAGACCAUUGGAAAAUAAUGCGGCUACAUCACAGAACACAAUAUCUAACAAGCCAGAGCUUGAAACUUCAGUUAAAGAACAAUUAACAAAGGCAUUGUUCCAAAAUAACGUCGAAAAAUUUCUAUCAAUUCUAAAAGAAAAAGGUUGCUCAUUAGAGGAUUUCAAACGAACCCUCUUAAAAGAGUCGAUCAUUCUCGAACAUAAACCUAUAGUUUUAACUCUACUCAACAAAAAUUACUACGUGCACAAAUAUUGGAAUGCGAAUGCUUGCGAUCAAACGCCAUUACACAUGGUUGCAACGAAAGUCGGAUGGACCGAUGUAGUCAAAAGUUUAUUAAAUCAAGGAUUUCGUGCUGAUGAUAAAAAUAACUAUUCUAAACACAAUGCUACACCUUUACACUUUGCGGUAACGUUCAGGAGACAAGAGAUAGCAGAGUAUCUCAUUAAACAUGGUGCUGACAUUUACGCACAAUGUAACGAUGGAUCGACCGCGUUACAUUUGGCACUUACAUUUAUCGACGCCCGCAUGAUUGAUCUCUUACUAGCUCAUGAUAAAAUUCAUAUGGACAUCGAGAAUAAGUAA
Phymastichus coffea is the source of this 1329-nucleotide messenger RNA. Its product is annotated as ankyrin-1-like. Lineage: Eukaryota; Metazoa; Arthropoda; Insecta; Hymenoptera; Eulophidae. The transcript is spliced from 5 exons. The record is from RefSeq and is a predicted model, not a curated record. Gene Ontology annotation, molecular function: protein binding. Bases 1 to 1329 code for a protein of 442 amino acids.